Molecule: messenger RNA, 1198 nt
Organism: Raphanus sativus (radish)
Lineage: Eukaryota; Viridiplantae; Streptophyta; Magnoliopsida; Brassicales; Brassicaceae
Product: microtubule-associated protein RP/EB family member 1C
Exons: 6
Coding region: 82-1062 (326 amino acids)
Biological process (GO): regulation of microtubule polymerization or depolymerization; spindle assembly; thigmotropism
Cellular component (GO): microtubule plus-end; spindle midzone; cytoplasmic microtubule
Molecular function (GO): microtubule plus-end binding
Source: RefSeq, a predicted model, not a curated record
AAUUGAAAACUCCGCUCUCAUAUUCGAAAAGAAAGAGCCGUAAGGAGUUUGGAUCUGAGGAGGUAAAGACUAAAGACGUAGAUGGCGACGAAGAUCGGGAUGAUGGAUUCAGCUUAUUUCGUAGGGAGAUCGGAGAUUCUAGCGUGGAUUAACUCCACUCUGCAACUAAAUCUCUCCAAAGUGGAAGAGGCUUGUUCAGGAGCAGUUCACUGUCAGCUAAUGGACUCGGUACACCCUGGAGCUGUGCCGAUGCACAAGGUUAAUUUCGAUGCCAAGAGUGAGUACGAGAUGAUUCAGAACUACAAGGUUCUUCAGGACGUGUUUAACAAACUCAAGAUCACUAAGCACAUAGAAGUGAGCAAGCUCGUUAAGGGUAGACCAUUGGAUAACUUGGAGUUCAUGCAAUGGAUGAAGAAGUACUGUGAUUCUGUCAAUGGUUCCCAGCUUCACAAUUACCACGCACUGGAGAGAAGAGAAGCCUGUAAAGGAGGAAAAGAAGCAACCAAGAGAGCUGCAGCUACACAACAAUCAGCCAAGAGUUCUUCAGUUGGACCUAGACCUUCAUCUUCAAAUGGAACCCGUAAACAUGAAGCACCAUCCUCUGGGAAUCAGCACUCUUCAAAAGCACCUUCUUCUAAACAAUCUAAACCAGUGACUGCUGCUUAUGAUGAAAAGAUCACAGAACUGAAACUGUACAUAGACAGUUUGGAAAAAGAGAGAGACUUCUACUUCUCUAAACUGCGUGAUGUAGAGAUUCUCUGUCAGAACCCUGACACAGAUAACUUACCUCUUGUUGGUUCCAUUAAAAGGAUACUCUACGCAGCAGAUGGAGAAGAUGUUGGAGGAGGAGGAGCAGAAGCUACAGAGACACAGACCUUAAGGCCUAUUGCUGAAUCAUCUUCAGAAGAGAGAAGGAGCAGUGGAUUAGAGUCGCAGAAGAGGAAACUCAUAGUGAACCACGACGUGGAUGCUGCAGCGGUUACAACUCUCUCUCCAAGGCAACGCCUCUCUGAUUCUACUGAUGUCAAAUGCAGUGGAUCAUCUCCUCUUUUAACUUGCUGAAUCAGAAAAAAAUAAUAUAAAAACGAUGAAUUUACUUACUUAUGUCUCUCUCAGAAAGAUUGUUUUUAUGUUUGAAAAAAUCCCAUCACUUCUAUAUUAUAAACCCAAAAUAUCAUGCAUGUGAUGUUUUAUAAUA